Eimeria maxima is the source of this 4383-nucleotide messenger RNA. RefSeq lists its product as hypothetical. The transcript is spliced from 14 exons. The record is from RefSeq and is a predicted model, not a curated record. Lineage: Eukaryota; Apicomplexa; Conoidasida; Eucoccidiorida; Eimeriidae. The coding region runs from base 1 to 4383 and encodes 1460 amino acids.
AUGGGGUCUAGAAGGCAAGCAAAGAGUGCUGCUGCUGCUGCCCCUGCAGCAGCAGCAGGACAGUCUGGUAAGGGAGAUGCGGAUCAGCAGCAGGGUGCUGGUACCAUUGUGAAGCUGCUGCAGCAGCAGCUGCAGCAGCACACAGCAGCAACAAAUGCAGCAGGUGCAGCACAACUUACAUUGGUAUGGAGGCGGCAGCAGGCCGACAUCCAAAACCGCAUGCACACGGGGUGUACAUACACCCGAGAGAUGCAUGCGUUUGCUGAUUCGUGGCUGAAGGGAGAGCAGCAGCAGCAGCAGCAGCAGCAGCUGACUGCAGCAAAGCAGCAGCAGCAGGAAGCAGAACUAUUUCAGAAGGUACUGCAGGCAUUGGAGGAGGAAGUGCAGGACCUGGAGAAGCAAGCAGCAGCAGAGCAGCAGCAGCAGCAGCAGCAGCAGCCGCCAGGGCCAGAAGCAACAGCAAAGACACUGCAGCAACUUCGCAAAGGAAGGCUGCUGCAGCGUGGGCGGCUGUUUGCUGCAGCAGACGCAGACACAUAUAUAUACAGCAGCAGCAGCGACGACGACAGCAGCAGCAGCAGCAGUCAUGGCGGUUGGCUACUGCAGCAGCAGCAACGAUUUGCUGCUCCUGUGUUGCCGCUGCGUGCAGCACUGCGGCAGGCAAGAAGACAGCAGCAGCAACAGCUGCGGGUCCAGUUGCUGCUGCAGCAAUGGUUGCGCAGCACGAGCUUGCAUGCGCUGCAGCAGCAGCAGCUGCUGCUGUCGAGCGGUGGUCUUGGUGCUGCAAUAGCAGCAGCAGCAGUAAAACAGGAAUCCUCGCAGCAAAUACAGUUGCUGCAGCAGCAGCAGCAGCAACUAAUUAAACCUAGGAAGGAGCUGCGGCUGUGGCAAACAGCAGCAGCAAGCAUGUCUACUCCUGGCUGCAGCUUUGUUGAGUUGCUGCUGCUGCGCAGCAGCAGCAGCAGCAGCAAAUCGGCAGUACAGCUGCUGCUGUCAAAAUCGGAAAGAAAAGUGCUGCUGCAGCAGCUGAAGCAGCAGCAGCAGCAGCAGCAGCAAAUUCCCCCACCACCCUGUUUCUUGUCCCAUGGAUCAGCUGCACUGAGCUGCAGCAGCUGCUUCUUCUGGUUGCUGCUGCAGCAGCAGGAGCUGCAGCAACUGCAGCAAGGGACUUGUGCUGCACGCAGCGGAGGAGCAGAGACAAACCUUGUUAAGGCAUUGGUGCUGCAGCAGCAGCUGCUGCUGCGCCACCAGCAACCAGAUAGUGCCUUAGAGGAGGUGUCUCCUGCUGCAGCAAUAGCAGCAGAAGCAGCAGCAGCAGAGGCAGCAGCAGCAGCAGCUGCUGCUGCUGACACUCCAGAGUUCAGUAUUAAAAAGAUAGAAGACGGACGUCGGGUCUAUUUGGGAAGCUUGGAGUGUAUAUACAGCUCUGUGUGGGGAGGGGGUUACUGCAGCAGCAGCAGCGCGGCAGAGUUGCUGCUGUGGCUGCAGCAGCUGCAGCACAUGCAUCCGCUGCUGCUGCAGCAGACAUCUGCACCCCGCAGCAAAGAGAGGCGCCGCCACUGGCGUCAGCAGCAGCAGCUGCUACAUGGCAGCAGCAGCGGCUUUGCUGCUGUUGCUGCUUCCCGUGCUGCAGCAGCAGACACAGCAGCAGCAGGAAAACCUGUAUCACAAGAAACAUACAACGCAUCCCUCUUUGCUGACGGUGGACUGGAGGUUCAGCAGGACUGUGACAGCAGCGCAUCCGAGACGGAAGCUGCUGCAGCCGCUGCUGCUGCUGCUGCUUCUGCUGCUUCAGCAGCAGCAGCAGCUGCUGCUGCAGCUGACGGGUGCAGCUGUGCCCUGUGCGCUGCAUGCAGCAACAGCAACGACAGCAGCAGCAGGUUUGCUGCAGCAGAUGGUGUGAUGGCUUAUAAGGGUUUAGGGUUUACACACUUUAAUGACAGUUGGCGCAUGCAGCCCCGCAAGCGGCGCAUGCGGCUGCUGCCUGGCCGGCAGCAGAUAAAGUUGCUGGAGGAGCAGGAGCAGCAGCAACUGCAGCAACAGCAGCAGCAGCAGCAGAAGGGCAGCAGCAGCAGCACAAAACGGGAGGAAGUCGACUUUGGCGAAGACAGUGAUGAUGCAGAGGAUCAGACAGCUGCUGCCAAUGGAGGGGAAGCAGCAGCAGCACCAGCAGCUGCAGCAGCAGCAGCAGCAGCAGCAGACUUGACAGUAGAGUAUUCUAGCAGCGAGGACUCUUUCUGUGGAUUUGUUAGAGAUCAAAGCGCCUACAGGCGUUUCCGAAGGAAACUGGUGUCUUCUCCUGCUUCUGUCUGGCAGCAGCAGCAGCAGCGGCAGCAGCGAGCAGCAAAUACUUCCGCUAGGGGUGGGGAGGCACAAGGCCAUGUCUUGACUCCCUAUCUGCAGCGGCUGCAGAAGGCUGCUGCAGCACGACUGCAGCAGCAACAGCAGCAAGGGCAGCGUAAGCAUUCAAAACAUGAUGAGACACUGCAGCAGCUGCAGCAACUAAGCAGCAACCCCACACCUGGGGUGUAUGCGCAGCUCUCUCGUAGUUCUCGUGUGUCUCUGCUGCGGCAUCGCGCGCUGCUGCUGCAGCAGCAGCAGCUAGGGAAGAGCAGCCGCAAACGCAUGCGCGACUCUGCAUGCGAGGACGGGUCCUGUCUCCUUGGUCUAGAGACAACAAACAUGAUUAGCCGCAGCAGCUGCAGCAGCAGCAGCAGCAAGAGAAAGGAGACACGGCUUGCUGCUGACAGCAGCAGGAAGGUGCUGCUGCGUCUGCAGAGAAAGCCCCGUGUUCGUUCCUUUGAGCCUAGGUGGGCUAUAAACAGCAGCAGCAACAGCAGCAGCAGCAGCAGCAAGAAGCAGCACCACCACCAGCAGCAGCAGCAGCAGCUAGGUGUUGCAGCAGCAGGAGAAUGGAUGGGUCGUCAGGUAUUCCUUGCUGCAGUAGACGAAGCAAAAGCAGCAGAAGUGUUGCCGCAUGCAAAGAUCUAUCAAGAUAAUCUAAGGGGCAUGACAGCAACAUUAGCUAGCAGGCGGGAGUAUUGCGUAAUUAUUGACGAGAAGACAAACACUCUUUCUAUCGCCCCUUGCGGUCGUCUCUCCUUCUUCCUUCAGGAGACACCUGAACAGAGGACCAGCGAUUUCUUUGCUGCACAACGUCAAGAGAUGAAGAGAGGAGCAGAUAAUUUACGUCAAUCUUUUUUUAUUCGUUCUCUUGGUCUCCGUUCUCUUCUUAAUAAUAAUUGCCAUUUAUCUCCUCAAGAACUUAAACAUACUAAUCAAGCUAGACUGCAGCUGCAGCAGACAGGAUCUUGGGCAGCAGCAGCAUAUGCUGCUCGUGCUGUAUCUACAACAGAGGAGCAGCUUGAGGUGUCUAGGCAGCUAGCUCGUGCUGCAGCAAAGCCAAUAAGGAGCGAGGAGGAAUUAAUAGAGUUUAUAUUUAAGGCAGGGAGACGUUCUUGCGGUGCUGCAGCAGCAACAACUCCUACUGCUGCUGCUGCUGCUGCAGCAGCAGCACACGGCAUCUCUGCUGCGAUGCUAAGAAAAACACACGCAGCAGCAGCAGCAGCAGAAGCAGCAGCUAUCUCCCUACAAGAAGGAAUCUGCAACGAGAAAAUGAGUUGUUACUUAACAGUGCGCAACGUCUAUGCUGCGCAGCAGCAGAAUGAGCAGAAGACAAGGACCAAGGCAAACCUCAUUGCUGGCGGGGGUAACCGGGAUCCAAGCGCUGGCUUAUCAUCUGCUGCACUACUGAAGCAAUUAACGGAUUGUAAGGAUGCUGCUGCUGUUAGUGGUGGAGCAGCAGGAGGAUUGAGUGGUGCAGCAGCAGGUGCAGCAGCAGCAGCAGCACAGCAGCAAAUGCUGCAGCAAAUGCUACCAAGAUUUAAUCCAGCAGCAACAUGCAUAGAAGAACUUUUCUGUCUAGAGGAUUGUGUCCCCCUUGAGUUAUUGAAUGAUGGAUCUGCGCAGACAGGGAUAGGAGGGGGGGGGCUCGCUAAGCAACUCCGCGUAGGAGGAGAAGCACCAGGCAGCGCUGUUGCAGCUUGGAUACAAUCGGAGUUCUUAAGAAAAAAAGAAAAUGGCAGUUAUGUUAUGCCUACAGAGCUACAGACCAAGGUUUUGGCGACUAUAGCAUGGAUUUGCUGCGCAUUGUCUGCGGACUUUAAGUUUGAUUUUACGGCUCUCCUAGAGGAUGAAUUCAAUAACAGAAAAAAUUCAAACUUCGAGGCCUGCGCCUCUUUAAUUGGUAUGAAGCCAUCGAGGACGAAUAAGAACGAGUAUCAACUCUCUUUCCCGUCACCUUUAGUGCAAUUGGAGAAGAAAAAUUCAUUAAGUCAAGUUUUGCAGACUUUGCUUCCUGAUAAGAGGCAGAGGCGCCGCUAA